GGCAGCAGCUGGUCUCGGUGUAAACAAGUCGAGGCGGCUGCGAACCGGGCCGGGGGGGACGGCGCCCAUCAGGAGCGCCCCCCACUCCCAGGCCAGGCUACCCCGCGGACCGGGCCCCCCACGCGCCCAGGCGAGGCACUGGGCUCCCUCUGCUCCCCGUGGGCCGCUCCCCGCGUGGGGCCACUGCCCUUGGCCCCCGCCAUGGUGCGGAUUUCCAAGCCCAAGACGUUUCAGGCCUACUUGGAUGACUGUCACCGGAGGUAUAGCUGUGCCCACUGCCGUGCUCACCUGGCCAACCACGACGACCUCAUCUCCAAGUCCUUCCAGGGCAGUCAGGGCCGUGCCUACCUCUUCAACUCUGUGGUGAAUGUGGGCUGCGGGCCAGCAGAGGAGCGGGUGCUGCUGACAGGUCUUCAUGCUGUCGCUGACAUCCACUGCGAGAACUGCAAGACCACUUUGGGCUGGAAAUAUGAGCAAGCCUUUGAAAGCAGCCAGAAAUACAAAGAGGGGAAGUACAUCAUUGAACUCAACCACAUGAUCAAAGACAACGGCUGGGACUGAGCUAGCUCCUGACGCAUGUGGCUUCCUCCGGGCCUGGCCGCCAGGGGGAGCCACUGGUAUCGCUCCUCCUGAAGGGAGCUCUGGACCCUCAGGGCCCCCACAGGGGAAGCAUCCAGCUCCUGUACAUAUAUUUUAUUGCAUGCACUGUGACCUUGGGGGGGAGACCAGGAGGGGGACUGCACCCCCAGUACCUCCCUGCGAUCUGGCUGGCUUGGAUCUCAUUUUUUAACCCCUUCCUGUCCUGCCUGUCCCAUAGAUACGGCCUGUGCGCUGCUCUCAUGGCCCCGGUGCACUACCUUCCUGUGAACUCCCACUGGAUCCCUCUUACCCGCGGCGUGUCUGUUCUCGUUCUGUAGCGUUUGUAAAUAAUAAAACAAUGAAAUGGA
Messenger RNA from Peromyscus leucopus (white-footed mouse), 947 nucleotides. It is a transcript of the gene Ypel3, whose product is annotated as yippee like 3. Bases 202 to 561 code for a protein of 119 amino acids. The transcript has 5 exons. The record is from RefSeq and is a predicted model, not a curated record. Lineage: Eukaryota; Metazoa; Chordata; Mammalia; Rodentia; Cricetidae.